This is a messenger RNA of Juglans regia (Persian walnut), 4610 nucleotides long. RefSeq names its product early endosome antigen 1-like. The record is from RefSeq and is a predicted model, not a curated record. The transcript is spliced from 7 exons. NCBI's taxonomy places the organism in Eukaryota, Viridiplantae, Streptophyta, Magnoliopsida, Fagales, Juglandaceae. The coding region runs from base 201 to 4343 and encodes 1380 amino acids.
CCUCUCUCUCCUCUGUCAUCAAAUUUCUUUCCUUCCCUUUCGCCAUUGAUGAUCCUCAAUCAUCUUCAUCAUCAGUUCUUCUGCAUCUCCAUCUUUGUUUGUUUUUGAGAAAACAAAGAAAAGUGUUUUGCUGAAAAAAGCAAAAGUGCUCCCCAACUUUCUCAGACAAGCAAGUGUAUUAGCUGCAUCUUGGUUUUGACAUGGAAGAAGGCACACUAGUGAGUUCAGAAGUUCCAGUGAUGAAGGCUGCUGAGGAUGUUGUGAGUAAAGCCGAAGCCAUCAAGGUAACAAAUGGAGAAUUGCCCGUAUUAGGAAAAGAAGGAAAAAGAGAAGAGGAAGAAACCGAUGGAGAGUUUAUAAAAGUUGAGAAGGAAUCUAUAGAUGUGAAAGAUGCUUCGCACAGAAAUGUAACAGUACCUGUAGUGGACUACCCAUCUGUUGUUGAGAGAAGCACAAGCAAUCCAAGCAGAGAAUUACUAGAAGCGCAAGAGAAAAUUAGAGAACUUGAGUUUGAAUUGGAAAGAGUAGCUGGAGCAUUUAAGCAUUCUGAAUCUGAUAACUCUCAGCUGAAGGACGAUGUCUCUCUGACAAAGGAGAAGCUGGUUGACAGAGAAAAGAAGUAUGAAGAGCUUGAACUCAGCCACAACAAAAUGAAACAGCAUAUUGUAGAAGCCGAGGAAAAACACAGUACACAGACAAACAUUUUGCAUGAGGAACUGCAAGCUCAAGAAGCAAAGAGCAAGGAGCUGAUUGAAGUGAAGGAAGCACUUGAUAGUCUCAGCCUUGAGCUUGAAAGCUCAAGAAAGAGGAUGCAGGAAUUAGAGGAUAAUCUGCAAUGUUCUGCAGGUGAGGCACAAAAGUUUGAGGAUCUACACAAACAAAGUGGAUCGCAUGCCGAAUCCGAAACAAAGAGGGCCUUGGAGUUUGAGAGAUUACUUGAAGUGGCAAAAUUGACUGCAAAAGAAAUGGAAGAUCAGAUGGCUUCCCUACAAGAAGAGCUCAAGGGCUUGUAUGACAAGAUUGCUGAAAAUCAGAAGGUUGAAGAAGCACUUAAGACAACUGCAGCGGAGCUUUCUACCGUCCAAGAGGAAUUGACGCUUUCAAAAUCCCUAGUGCUGGACAUAGAGCAGAGACUUUCUUCAAGAGAAGAUCUUAUAAAUGAACUGACCCAGGACCUUGACUUGAGGAAGGCUUCAGAAUCUCAGGUGAAGGAACAUGUCUCAUCGCUUGAAAAUCAUCUAGCCUCAACCAAAGAAGAUCUUCAAUUAAAGGUUUCUGAACUGGAAGAAAUCAAGUUGAGGCAUCAGGACGAAACAAACUCGAGGGAAUUGGUUGAGACUGCAUUGAAAACCCAGGAAGCACAAGUUUCAGCUGUACAGGACGAACUGGCCAAAGUGCUCGAAGAAAAAGAAGCUCUCAAAGUAGCUGUGGCAGAAAUGGCUAGUAAUGCAAAGCAAUUGGAGGAGUUGCACAGCAAUCUUGAGGAGAAAUUGAGGCUCUCAGAUGAGAAUUUCAAUAAAACAGAUUCUCUUUUGUCUCAAGCUUUGUCCAACAAUGCAGAGCUUGAACAGAAGUUGAAGUCUCUGGAAGAGCUUCAUAAUGAAACUGGAGCUGCAGCAGCGACAACAACUCAAAAGAAUCUUGAGCUCGAGGAUAUAAUCCAGGCUUCAAAUGCAGCAGUAGAAGAGGCAAAAUCGCAACUAAGAGAGCUUGAGACACGAUUUAUAGCAGCAGAGCAGAAGAAUGCGGAGCUUGAGCAACAGCUAAAUUUCGUGGAACUAAAAAGCAGUGAUACUGAGAGAGAAAUGAAAGAAGUUUCUGACAAAAUAUCUGAACUAAAUGCUACAUUGAGAGUGGCUGAGGAAGAAAAAUUUCUGCUGAAUGGCCAAAUGCUGGAAUACCAAGAAAAAACUAGUCUGCUGGAAUCAGCUCUAGAUCAGUCCUCAUUACGGAAUUCAGAGCUUGUGGAGGAAUUGAAGAUUGCUGUGGGGAAAUGCACUGAACAUGAGGAUCGAGCCAGUAUGAACCAUCAGCGUAGCCUUGAGCUAGAAGACUUGAUCCAACUAUCUCAUUCCAAAGUGGAGGAUGCCAGUAAAAGGGCGAGUGAGUUAGAGUUGUUACUUGAAACAGAGAAGUAUAGAAUUCAGGAACUUGAAGAACAGAUCAGCACAUUAGAAAUUAAAUGUGGGGAUGCAGAGGCAGAUUCCGAGAAACAAUCUCACAGGGUAGCUGAACUCGCAUCAGAACUCGAAGCAUUCCAAGCCAGAGCAUCAAGUCUUGAAAUUGCACUUCAAACGGCUAACGAAAAGGAAAGAGAGCUGAUAGAGUCCUUGAAUAUAGCAACAUAUGAGAAGAAAAGGCUAGAAGAUGCCUCGAGCAGUUCUGGCAAGAAGCUUGUUGAAGCAGAAAAUCUAUCGGAAGUCUUGAGAAAUGAAUUGAAUCUGACACUACAGAAGUUGGAAAGCAUUGAAAUUGGUCUUAAGGCUUCUGGGAUGAGAGAGAGUGAGGUAAUGGAGAAGCUUAAAUAUGCAGAGGAGCAACUUGAGCAACAUGGAAGAGUGAUAGAGCAAGCUACUGCAAGAAACACAGAGCUUGAAUUGUUACAUGAUUCCCUAUCAAGGGAUUCCGAGGGUAGACUUCAGGAAGCUAUAGAAAACUUCAACAACAGGGAUUCUGAGGCAAAAUCUUUGCUUGAGAAACUGAGGAUUCAUGAAGACCAAGUAAAGAUUUAUGAAGAUCAGGUAGCUCAGGCAGCAGGGAAAACUGUAUCUUUGAAGGCAGAAUUGGAUCAGACUUUAUUGAAAUUGGCUUCUUUAGAAAACAUAAAUGAAGAACUCAGAGAACAGAUUUCAAAUGCUGAAAAUAGAGCUUCUCAGUCUCUCUCAGAGAAUGAGCUGUUAGUUGAGACCAAUGUUCAGCUCAAAAGUAAGAUUGAUGAACUUCAGGAAUUGGUUAAUUCUGCUCUUUCCGAGAAGGAAGCCACCACCCAACAACUUUUUUCUCAUAAGAACACUGUCACAGAGUUAACAGACCAGCACUCAAGAGCCUUGGAACUACAUUCUGCAGCCGAGGUGCGCAUUGCGGAAGCAGAAAGACAGUUACAAGAAGCCAUUCACAGAUUCAGUCACAGAGAUUCAGAAGCAAAGGACUUGAGUGUGAAACUGAAUGCUCUAGAAACCCAGAUAGAAUUGUAUAAAGAACAGGCUCAAGAAUCAUCUACGAUUGCUGAAGCUCGAAACAUUGAGCUGGAACAGACUCUCUCUAAGUUAAAGCAUCUGGAAAGCAUUGUUGAGGAACUGCAGACCAAAUCAAGGGACUUAGAAAAAGAGACUGGAGGACUGGCUGUGGCAAAUAUGAAGCUUACAGAGGAAGUGGCCACGUAUGAGUCCAAACUGAGCAAUUUACAGGCAAAUCUAUUGGCAGCUCUUGCAGAGAAGGACGAAACAGUUGAACAGCUUAACUCUUCAAAGAAGGCCAUAGAAGAUUUGACACAUCAGCUUGCUUCUGAAGGGCAGAAACUACAAUCUCAGAUAUCUUCAAUUAUGGAAGAGAACAAUCAUCUUAGUGAAACGCAUCAAAAUGCCAAGAAGGAACUUCAGUCUGUGAUAUUGCAGCUUGAAGAAAAGUUGAAGGAACAGAAUGCAAAAGAAGAUGCUUUAAAAUCUGAGAUUGAAAAUCUCAAGGCUGAGAUUGCUGAGAAACCUGUGUUGCAGACUCGUCUUAAGGAACUUGAGGAACAGUUAAUGAAAUCUGAAGAUCAACUGAAACAAGAGGUUCAAAGCAUUCAGUUGGCUGCGGCUGGAAAAGAGGCAGAAUUAUUUUCAAAAUUAGAGGAUCAUGCUCAUAAAGUCGAGGAUAGAGAUUUAUUACAUGAAAAGGUGUUAGAACUUCAAAAGGAAUUACAACUUGCUCAGAACACCCAUGCCGAACAGAAUGAAAAGAACUCUCAGAAGGAUUUGGAAAGAGAAGCAGCCCUGGAGCAUUCUCUUGAAGUGCUUGAAGCAAAGAAAAAAGAAAUCAUGCUACUAGAGAAGCAAGUCAAAGAGCUUGAGCAGAAAUUGCAGCUGGCUGAUGAUAAACUGUCACGAAAGGGAGAUGUUGGCAGUCCAACUGAACACAAGGGAGGGAUGGAGGUUAAAUCCCGGGACAUUGGAUCAACCGUUUCCACUCCAUCAAAAAGGAAGAGCAAGAAAAAGUCAGAAGCACCUUCUGCUCAAACCUCAUCUGCUUCAGAGACCCACAUUCAAACUGCUGAGGUUUCUCCUCUCUCGAGCUAUAAGUUCAUCUUGGGAGUAGCUGUGAUCUCUGUGAUCCUCGGCAUAAUUCUUGGGAAACGAUAUUAGCUUGGGUAGUGUGGAUUUUGGUUUUGGUAUUCUUCUUUCUCUUAUUUUGUUUAUGUUUUUCUUUUCUUUUUAACUUCAAGCCAAAUAAUGUGCAACAGAUCCGAAGCCUUUCUUUGUAUGCUUUCAAACUUAGGUCUUGAGGUUGGUCAGGGAAUUUGUUUUCAUUUUUAUCCCUUCGUCACAUGCAGAGCAAAAUUAUAGCUCAUGUAUUAUUCAAGCUUGUAUUUAAUUUGUUAAUGGGGUGGAAGUUUUUCCAAUCUUGUGUUC